UCAAAUGGAUAAGAAAGUUAAUCAAGAAUCUCGAAUAUCUCGUAUGUUUUUUGGGGGAUUUUCCAGUGCUACGGCUUUAUUAAUAACACAUCCUUUGGAUUGUAUUAAACUUAAUGUUCAAGCUGGAACAUGGAAGGCGAGAGAAGUCAUAAGAUAUUACUAUUUUUAUAAAAAAGGAAUGUAUAAGGGAAUUUUGAGUUCCAUGUCACGGUCUAUGGUGAAUUGCAAUUUACGAUUCGAAUUGUAUGAAGAGGCUAGAAGGCGUAAUCUCCUGAAUUCAAUGGAGAGGAAAGUUCUAGCUGCAUCCUUGAGUGGAGCUAUAGGCGGAUUUUGUGUGACUCCGAUGGCUAAGGUUCACAUACGGACACAAACCGAUAAUGUCCUGCCACCUGAUAAAAGAAGACAUUAUACAAGUUUAAGUGAUGGACUUCAACGGAUAUACCAUGAAGGAGGUAUCACCAAAAUGUUCGCUGGUGCUGGGAUAUCUUCAAUACGUGGUGCAAUGAAUUCUAUUGGACAAAUAGCCCUAUAUGAUGAGACAAAAUUCCAGCUUUUAAAACAUCCAGACAUGUUUAAAGAUAAUUUUUCAACAAUGUUCAUCUCAUCAGUUGCCGCGGGUUUUGCUGCAACCUUGCUGCAACAACCUUUUGAAGUUGUACAAACGAAAUUGCUGAGUGCAGCAAAGUACAGAAAUUGCAUGGAGGUUAUUAGAGAAACGAAACGGAAAAACGGAUUGAGUGGAUUUUAUAAAGGACUUGUUCCUGGAUUUGUUCGAAUAAUCCCUCAAACAGUAAUCACUUAUCUGGUUUGGGAACAAUUGCGAAUAAAUUAUGGUGAACUUGUAUAAGGUAAAUGU
This is a messenger RNA of Episyrphus balteatus (marmalade hoverfly), 856 nucleotides long. RefSeq names its product mitochondrial dicarboxylate carrier-like. The transcript is spliced from 3 exons. The record is from RefSeq and is a predicted model, not a curated record. Bases 5 to 847 code for a protein of 280 amino acids. NCBI's taxonomy places the organism in Eukaryota, Metazoa, Arthropoda, Insecta, Diptera, Syrphidae. Gene Ontology annotation, biological process: oxaloacetate transport; succinate transmembrane transport; phosphate ion transmembrane transport. Gene Ontology annotation, molecular function: sulfate transmembrane transporter activity; malate transmembrane transporter activity; oxaloacetate transmembrane transporter activity.